AUGAAAAGACAGGAAAAUACCAAAGAACUGGAAGGGGUGAUUCAGAUGGACAGAGCUACAAACCCAGCAAAGAGCUUUCGAGUGGUGGUGCGCCUGUGUCCGCAGAAACAGAAGGAUCAGAGAACAGAUGAGACAAGGAGCUCCAUUAACGUAGUAGGACCAAACAGGAUUGUUGUGGAUACAGGUCGGGGUCACCAGCCUCACUCGCUGGACUUUGAUGCCGUGUUGGAUGAGUCUACUACCCAGAAGGAUGUCUAUGAAUCAACAGUAAAGCCUUUGGUGGGGUCCCUGAUGCGAGGAUACAAUGGCUGUGUCAUUGUCUAUGGCAGCCCUGGUACUGGAAAGACAUACACCAUGCUGGGCAACAGCAUCUCUGGGAAGCAGCGUGGAAUCCUCAGUCGAGCUGCUGAAGACAUUUUUAACUCACCAGAGGCAUCAUACUGCAGAGUCAGAGUGUCUUUCUACCACAUAUCCAAUGAGAAGAUUUAUGACCUAUUGGAGAGCCAGAUGACGGAGGUGUGUCGUAUCCAUGAUGGAGAAGAGCUGGUGCAGUUGGAGGGGCUCAAAGAGGUGGAGGUGAGCUCGGCACAGACCCUGCUGCAUCUGUACCGCCGUGGGACAGCCAACAGGAAUGCAGGUAUUUCAAGAGGUGAUUUUGCAAGCAAGAGCCAUGCCAUAUUCAACAUUGUCGUCAUAAAUACAAAACUCCAGUUCAAUAAUGAGGGGAUGGUCACUGCCAGCAAGCUCACUCUGGUGGAUCUUGCAAGUUCAGGCAAAGGAAUGUGUUGUAGCACUGCAGCCAUGGAUAUAAAGAAAUCCUUGCAGACAUGUCAAGAAAACCCACAAGAGGCAAAGACACUCAAGCGAUCCCUUGCAAUAUUCAGAAAUAUGAUUUUUGCCCUCAGUACUCCCAACUGUCAACAUGUUCCAUACAGGGAGUCCAAACUGACCCGAGUUCUGAGAGAAUGUUUGGGAGGAAACUGUUGGACCUGUCUGAUCGUGACUGUGUCAUCUCAGCUGAGCACUGUGACGGAGACACUGAGCUGUCUGCAGCUUGCCUCGCGAGCUAUGGCCAUGCCAGGACGACCUAUCCACCGCUCUCAGCUCCCCUGCUCUCCUCUACGGGUGCUGAGUGUGAGGGCAUGUGAAAAGAAUGCAGUUCCUGUGAACAGGCAGCUAGCCCAGGUGCCAGCCAGCAACGAUAGAAGGUUUCAGUCUCAGACCUGCUUGCCUCCCAUCCCAUCUGGACCGGGGCCUCAGCUCAGACCUGGCCAGAGACGGAGUGAGGAAUCGGAUCAUCUGGCUUUCCUGCCGCAGCUGGAUAAACCUGGUCUCACACAGGGGCCACAGGAGAAAUGUGGGGCUGUGGACAGUAGGCUCGCUCACUCCUUAUCACGGUCUCAGUCCAGCGGUUUGGUCCAUCCUGUGCCAUGGCGGUCAGUGGAGAGGCUCUCCUCAUCUUCACUGGGCUCCUCAGCACCCCCAGCUCUUCCCUCCCCAACUACAGUGCUUUUGGAGUGCCCAGGCUGCAGGCAAGAGCGUAAGCUUAGGGAGGACUAUGAUAAGGUUGUCAUGCAGGUGCGAAAGGACAAGGAUACUUUGAAUCAGAGGGUGGCAGAGUUGGAGGCAGCACUUCAGAAGAUUGGAUCAGAGGAACCAAAGAAAGACACAGUCAGCACCACACCACACACUACGACAGAGACUGCUGAGAAAUCGGAGGUUUCUCUUGGGCCAGAGAAAGAGCUGGAUGAAGUCUUGUCUCUGAGGCAAGCUCUGGAGGUCAACAGAGAUGACCUCUUAUACUUGGAAACUGAGAAUAACCAUCUGAAAAUACAGCUCGUGUGUUUGCAAAGGGAGGUUGAAAGUCUAAGGAUUCAGUUGGACCAGUGUGAGGAGAGAGAGAAAGCUCUUGCUGACAGACUUCAUGCAGAACAGAGCCUGGCUUCACAGAAGACACAAGAGUUAAGGGACCAGCUAGAGACAGCCAGAGCCCAAAACACACAAGACCUCUCCACUCUACACAACCAAUGGGAGAACCUUCUGGCAGAGCUGCAGGACACUAAAGAGGAACAUGAGCGGUUCAGGGAGAAUGUGGCCUACACUGUGUCUCAGCUACACAAAGAGAAGGUUGAACUGAUAUCACACAUUGAAGACACUAGAAGAAAUUAUGAAAAGGUCAGGUCAGAGAAUGCAGGUCUCCGGGAGCAAGUGGAAGCCCUUCUAAAAGAGACAAACUCCAGUACCCAUCCUGGUCCCCAUGGCAACACAGGGUCCCCACAAAUCCACACUGUCACUGCCAACACAGAGAUGCUGGUGCUGUCCCAUCGUCAUGUGUCACAGCAGUGUACUACCUCCACCCCUCAAGAGGGAAAGUGUUACUGUAACCACUGCAGUGGAUUAGGGGACAAGUCUGAACUCCAGUUCACAGACAGACCCUCUGAUCCACGUAACAUGAGUGAUUAUGAACCUGGCCCAAAAUCCAAAAAUGCUUUCAAGCAGCUGAGGAGAGAACACAACCUGCUGCUAGAUGUGAUGCUGAUCCUGUACAGGAGAGAGUGGUUUGUACAGGACGCUAUGCCAUAUGUUAAGAGAACCUUACGGAAGUGUGGGAUAGGCCCAGAAGACCUGAUCUGAACCCAGAGAGAGAGCUGGAAAG
Messenger RNA from Chanos chanos (milkfish), 2656 nucleotides. RefSeq names its product kinesin-like protein KIF3C. Gene Ontology annotation, cellular component: microtubule; kinesin complex. Bases 1 to 2634 code for a protein of 877 amino acids. Gene Ontology annotation, molecular function: ATP binding; microtubule binding; microtubule motor activity. The record is from RefSeq and is a predicted model, not a curated record. Gene Ontology annotation, biological process: microtubule-based movement. NCBI's taxonomy places the organism in Eukaryota, Metazoa, Chordata, Actinopteri, Gonorynchiformes, Chanidae. The transcript is spliced from 22 exons.